Betta splendens (Siamese fighting fish) is the source of this 1556-nucleotide messenger RNA. RefSeq names its product rhodopsin. The record is from RefSeq and is a predicted model, not a curated record. NCBI's taxonomy places the organism in Eukaryota, Metazoa, Chordata, Actinopteri, Anabantiformes, Osphronemidae. Gene Ontology annotation, molecular function: G protein-coupled receptor activity. The transcript has a single exon. Gene Ontology annotation, biological process: phototransduction; visual perception; G protein-coupled receptor signaling pathway. Gene Ontology annotation, cellular component: membrane; photoreceptor outer segment. Bases 82 to 1143 code for a protein of 353 amino acids.
CACCGGGCCCCGCUCCAUCGCUCUCCUGAACAGCCAGAGGAAACACCAUCACAGGGCUGACCGCACCCGCCGACCGCAACCAUGAACGGCACAGAGGGACCCUUCUUCUACGUCCCUAUGGUGAACACCACCGGCGUCGUCCGGAGUCCCUAUGAAUACCCUCAGUACUACCUUGUGAACCCAGCGGCCUACGCUGCCCUGGGCGCCUACAUGUUCCUGCUCAUCCUUCUGGGCUUCCCCAUCAACUUCCUCACUCUAUACGUCACCAUCGAACACAAGAAGCUGCGAACCCCUCUAAACUACGUCCUGCUGAACCUGGCGGUCGCUAACCUCUUCAUGGUGUUUGGAGGAUUCACCACGACCAUGUACACGUCCAUGCACGGCUACUUCGUGCUGGGGCGCCUCGGCUGCAACCUGGAAGGGUUCUUCGCCACGCUCGGCGGCGAGAUGUCGCUGUGGUCGCUGGUGGCGCUGGCGAUUGAGCGGUGGCUGGUGGUCUGCAAGCCCAUCAGCAACUUCCGCUUCGGGGAGAAUCACGCCAUCAUCGGCCUGGUGUUCACCUGGAUCAUGGCCUGCUCCUGUGCCGUGCCCCCCCUCAUCGGCUGGUCCCGCUACAUCCCCGAGGGCAUGCAGUGCUCGUGCGGAGUCGACUACUACACUCGCGCCGAGGGUUUCAACAACGAGUCCUUCGUCAUCUACAUGUUCUGCUGCCACUUCCUGAUUCCCCUCAUUAUUAUCUUCUUCUGCUACGGCCGCCUGCUGUGCGCCGUCAAGGAGGCGGCUGCCGCCCAGCAGGAGUCUGAGACCACCCAGAGGGCCGAGAGGGAGGUCACCCGCAUGGUUGUGAUCAUGGUGGUCUUCUUCCACAUUUGCUGGCUGCCCUAUGCUGGCGUGGCCUGGCACAUCUUCACCCACCAGGGCUCUGAGUUCGGCCCACUCUUCAUGACCGUGCCGGCCUUCUUUGCUAAGAGUUCUGCCAUAUACAACCCUCUGAUCUACAUCUGCAUGAACAAGCAGUUCCGCCACUGCAUGGCCACCACCUUGUGCUGCGGCAAGAACCCCUUCGAGGAGGAGGAAGGAUCCACCACUGCCUCCAAGACCGAGGCCUCCUCUGUGUCCUCCAGCUCCGUCUCUCCUGCAUAAACGGGUCAAGAAAAGCUCCGUGAUCCACCAUCCAAGAAGAAGACUUCUCCUCCAAUGUCUACGGAAAUAACUUCCUUUUUUGUAUUUUUACAAACGAGUUGGUUCAACCUAAAGACAGUUACAGGACGCGUCGGCCCAUUCCAGAGUUGUUCCUGUGUGUACAGAAAAUCCAACUUUACAAUCUGUGAGAGAUUUUUUUCCUGAGCGAAAGAGGGAAAAAGUUCAUCCUUGACAGUUGGAUCUUACAUGAUACUGGCUUAUUUUUGAAUGUAGAGGCAUGUAAUCAAGGCAACGUAAAAUAAAACGCACUUUGCAAAUGACUAACCCUGUUUAUGUUUUACUUAUAAUUGGACGACACAGGUCCAUAGUAUAUUUAUAGAAAUGAAUAAAUGUGAAUGACAUUCACAAUGCGA